Dinoponera quadriceps is the source of this 1056-nucleotide messenger RNA. RefSeq lists its product as uncharacterized. The annotation marks the transcript as partial. The record is from RefSeq and is a predicted model, not a curated record. The transcript is spliced from 4 exons. NCBI's taxonomy places the organism in Eukaryota, Metazoa, Arthropoda, Insecta, Hymenoptera, Formicidae.
GUUGUUGCCGAGAAACGUCACAACAUUGUUACUAAUAUUAGUAUUAUUGAUGCUGUAGCUAAUAUUAUGGGUCUGGUAGAUUUAAAUUCUGUGCCUACUCAUGCACGCUUGUCUGAAAUUGGAAUGGACUCAAUGAUGGCGGCAGAAAUUAAGCUAAUUUUAGAACAGGAAUAUAAGAUCUUUCUGACUGCUGCUGAUAUUAACAACCUGAAUUUUGUCAAACUCGCCGAAAUGUCUAAUCAGGAAGCACAGAAUACGAAGUUGAGUUCCUGCGAUGCUUCGGAUUUAAACGAAUUGGCUGGACUAAAGUUAUUCGCCCGUGUAAUUGGCAUUGAUAACUUAAUACCCGAUGUGUGUAUGAAUAUUCCAACCAAAGGCAUUACAACGAAAAACGAGAUAUUCUUCUUACCGGGAAUCGAAGGUUGCGGAAAUAUUUUCAACUUGUUGGCAACAAAAAUAGACCACCAGAUCACGUGCUUACAAUAUGGAACUUAUAGUAUCGACAAUAAAUGUUACACAAUACCCGAAAUCGCACAUUAUCUUUUAAAAUAUAUUUUGGGCAAAAUCAAGUCGGACGUGAAUUUUCUAAUAGUCGCAUAUUCAUACGGAUCACUAAUAGCGAUUGAAUUAUUAAGUAAGUUGGAAGAUAUGAACUUCCGUGGCCGAUUAGUGCUCAUCGAUGGCGCACCUGAGCAGAUGAAAGCAUUGAUCAAUCAUCAUGUACCUUUCACUACGAUUGAGGAACUUCAUAUUAAUAUUCUCUUGAAUAUUAUGGAUAUAUUAGAUCCUGCUGUCAGUGGAAAGCUUCCAUUAGAAUUAAAGAAAUGUACCAACUGGGAUGAUAAAUUGAAUACGUUUAUAAGCCAUCUUCCUUCAACAUAUACACAAUUGUCACUCAAUUGUACAAGAGCUUUGUGUGUAACAAUGUGCAACCACAUUCGAGCUCUUCAGGAAUAUGAUGUGACAGAAAUACCGAAAAUUAUAUCACCUAUAACACUUUUAAGGCCAACCGUGCAAACGUUGCGUUUACCUGAUGAAGAUUAUGGUCUACAUAAG